Molecule: messenger RNA, 486 nt
Organism: Guillardia theta CCMP2712
Lineage: Eukaryota; Cryptophyceae; Pyrenomonadales; Geminigeraceae
Exons: 1
Coding region: 1-486 (161 amino acids)
Source: RefSeq, a predicted model, not a curated record
AUGUGCGUGAAAAAGACGGUUCAGGAAGGCAUCAUCGAGAUAUUUCAUAUCAUAGCAGUACCCAAGGUAUCCUCCCGGUUCACCGCAGACCUCAUGAUGAAGGUUCAUCCUCGAGCAACCUUCGGACGCAGGUUUGAAAUCAGGGACCCGAAGAGAUGUCGAUUGAGAACUUUACGGAGCUUCAGCGUCGUCGCACCCGGGCCUGAGACAGUGACCAUCAACAUCACUGGCCGGGCCGAUCAGCCAGCCGACUCGACUUGCGCAGCGGCUUCAACAUUGAAUGACGAAGCAGAUGCUUUUGAGGAAGACUCUGAAGGGCUCACAGGUCCCAAGAUAAACAAGAUCGAAGUGGAGACAUCAAGAUCGAUGAAGCCCGCUGAUGAAUGGACAGCUUGUGGAACCAUCGUCAAGAAGAAUAUGCAGAUCAAGAUGUCAAGACCAAACUUGACUCCGAGAAGGGUGGCAAAGUGCAACUGUCUGAACUGA